Torulaspora delbrueckii is the source of this 528-nucleotide messenger RNA. It is a transcript of the gene INA17, whose product is annotated as Ina17p. The record is from RefSeq and is a predicted model, not a curated record. Lineage: Eukaryota; Fungi; Ascomycota; Saccharomycetes; Saccharomycetales; Saccharomycetaceae. The transcript has a single exon. Bases 1 to 528 code for a protein of 175 amino acids.
AUGUCAGCUCUCACCGCCUUGAAAACAAUUUUAAACCGUCAAACUCUGCAUAACCCUCUGAUACUGAGAGCUACCCAGCGGAUUGUGAUCCGUUCUAUUGCCAAUGACGCUAACAGGCAAGAAAUAAGGACACUGGAAGAUCUGAGUAAAUUAAAGUCACUCAAUGAUGUAGACCCUGAACUAAUCAAAAAACUCAUUAAUGAACGUACUAGUGAGCUGAAUACUAAGAAUGAGCUCGACAUGUUGAAAGGUUUCGAAGAAGAAGAGAAGAAAUUACGCCAAUCACCAUUGAAGAGGUUUACAAGACCCUUAUGGAUCUUUCUGCUAAUGAGUUCCACGGUAUACCUCAUUUGUCAUUAUGUGUGGUGGAGACUGGAGUACGAAGAGAAAGAGAUUGCGUACUCUCAUCGAGUGGGGGAAUUGGAAGCUGAAUUAAGAGACUUACUGGCACAUAAAUCAGAAGGAGAAGACACUAUUUUAAGAGAAAAUACAAGAAAUAGACCGUGGUAUAAACGUUGGUUUUUCUAA